AGGGGGUCGAAACAGGGAGCUCUCCCACUCUCGCGAGAUUGCUGUGAGCCGGCCUCUUAGGAAAAAACGCCAGAACGGACGGCCUAACUUCCCAAAUAGUGGAUUAAAGGACGGGGUCACAAACCAAUGAAAAGGAUGCGGAGGUGGGAUUGCUGCUUUCACUGCGCAUGAAGUACCGUUACAGAGCAGACUUUUUAUCCAAUCAACGCCUCCAGAGUUUGGGUCAGGUGACCGAAGAGUGCGAGGGGCGGGGCUACAGCCUGGCGCGAGAAACCGUUAAGAUAGACAACGAAUAUAACCAAUGAGGUACUCUGACUAGAGCGUUGGGAACCCAAUAACAGUGGUUGGGCGGGCACCUUUCUGGAGCGCGGGGAGCUGUAAAGACAGACAAAUGGUUUUCCCAAUAAGACUGUAGAAGAGAGAGCUAAUUGACCAAUGAGGACUGCGGGGCGGGAUCCUUUGCCGCGGCGGAGUCCAAGAUGGCGGCGUGCGGUUCCGCUGUGUGAAACGAGCGCGGGCCGGCGGGUUAAUCAGCUCCGCGGAGACGACCUCCGACGACCCGCAACAAUGAAGGGAAAAGAGCGCUCGCCAGUCAAGGUCAAACGCUCCCGUGGUGGUGAGGACUCGACUUCCCGUGGGGAGCGGAGCAAGAAGUUAGGGGGCUCUGGUGGGAGCAAUGGGAGCAGCAGCGGAAAGACCGAAAGCGGCGGCGGGUCGCGGCGGAGUCUUCAUUUGGAUAAGUCCAGCAGCCGAGGGGGCAGCCGCGAGUAUGACACUGGUGGGGGCAGCUCCGGUAGCCGCUUGCAUAGUUACGGCUCCCCGAGCACCAAAAAUUCCUCGGGCGGGGGCGAGUCGCGCAGCAGCUCCCGGGGUGGAGGCGGGGAGUCACGUUUUUCUGGGGCCGCCUCCUCAGCUCCUGGCGGCGGGGAUGGCGGGGAAUACAAGACCCUGAAAAUAAGCGAGUUAGGCUCCCAGCUGAGUGACGAGGCGGUGGAAGAUGGACUGUUUCACGAGUUCAAACGCUUCGGUGAUGUGAGUGUCAAAAUCAGCCAUCUCUCGGGUUCUGGCAGCGGGGAUGAGAGGGUAGCCUUUGUGAACUUCCGGCGGCCAGAGGACGCGCGGGCGGCCAAGCAUGCCAGAGGCCGCCUGGUGCUCUAUGACCGGCCUUUGAAGAUAGAAGCAGUGUAUGUGAGCCGGCGCCGCAGCCGCUCACCUUUAGACAAAGAUACUUACCCUCCGUCGGCCAGCGUGGUCGGAGCCUCUGUAGGUGGUCACCGGCACCCUCCUGGUGGUGGUGGCCAGAGAUCACUUUCCCCUGGUGGCGCUGCCUUGGGAUACAGAGACUACCGGUUGCAGCAGUUGGCUCUUGGCCGCCUGCCCCCUCCUCCUCCGCCACCAUUGCCCCGAGAGCUAGAGGGAGAACGAGACUACCCGUUCUAUGAGAGAGUGCGCCCAGCAUACAGUCUUGAGCCAAGGGUGGGAGCUGGAGCAGGUGCUGCUCCUUUCAGAGAAGUGGAUGAGAUUUCACCCGAGGAUGAUCAGCGAGCUAAUCGGACUCUUUUCUUGGGCAACCUAGACAUCACUGUGACAGAGAGUGAUCUAAGGAGGGCUUUUGAUCGUUUUGGAGUCAUCACAGAAGUAGACAUCAAGAGGCCUUCUCGCGGCCAGACCAGUACUUACGGCUUUCUCAAAUUUGAGAACCUAGAUAUGUCUCACCGGGCCAAACUAGCAAUGUCUGGCAAAAUUAUAAUUCGGAAUCCUAUCAAAAUUGGUUAUGGUAAAGCUACACCCACCACCCGCCUUUGGGUAGGUGGCCUGGGACCUUGGGUGCCUCUUGCUGCCCUGGCACGAGAGUUUGACCGGUUUGGCACCAUACGCACCAUAGACUACCGAAAAGGUGAUAGCUGGGCAUAUAUCCAGUAUGAAAGCCUGGAUGCAGCUCAUGCUGCUUGGACCCAUAUGCGGGGCUUCCCACUUGGUGGCCCAGAUCGACGCCUUAGAGUAGACUUUGCAGAUACAGAACAUCGUUACCAGCAGCAGUAUCUGCAGCCUCUGCCUUUGACUCAUUAUGAACUGGUGACAGAUGCUUUUGGACAUCGGGCACCUGACCCCUUGAGGGGUGCUCGGGAGAGGACACCACCUUUACUAUACAGAGAUCGUGAUAGGGACCUUUAUCCUGACUCUGAUUGGGUGCCACCCCCACCCCCAGUCCGAGAACGCAGCACUCGGACUGCUGCUACUGCUGUGCCUGCUUAUGAGCCGCUGGAUAGCCUAGAUCGCAGGCGGGAUGGCUGGUCCUUGGACCGGGAUAGAGGUGAUCGGGAUCUGCCCAGCAGCAGAGACCAACCUAGGAAACGAAGGCUGCCUGAGGAGAGUGGAGGACGGCAUCUGGAUAGGUCCCCCGAAAGUGACCGCCCACGAAAACGUCACUGUGUUCCUUCUCCUGACCGCAGUCCAGAAUUGAGCAGUAGCCGGGAUCGUUACAACAGUGACAAUGAUCGGUCUUCCCGUCUUCUUAUCCUGGAAAGGCCCUCUCCAAUCAGAGACCGGCGAAGUAGUUUGGAGAAGAGCCAGGUUGACAAGCGAGACCGGAAAAACUCUGCAUCAGCUGAACGGGAUAGGAAGCACCGGACAGCUGCUCCCACUGAGGGAAAAAGCCCUCUGAAAAAAGAAGAGCGGUCUGAUGGGAGUGCACCUACCACCAGCACUGCUUCAUCGAAGCUGAAGUCCCCUUCCCAGAAGCAGGAUGGGGGGACAACCACUGCAGCUGCAGCAGCAGCCUCUCCUAAACUCUGUUUGGCCUGGCAAGGCAUGCUUCUACUGAAGAACAGCAACUUUCCUUCUAACAUGCAUCUGUUGCAGGGUGACCUCCAAGUGGCUAGUAGUCUUCUUGUGGAGGGUUCAACUGGAGGCAAAGUGGCCCAACUCAAGAUUACUCAGCGUCUUCGCUUGGACCAGCCCAAGUUAGAUGAAGUAACUCGGCGCAUCAAAGUGGCAGGGCCCAAUGGUUAUGCCAUUCUUCUAGCUGUGCCUGGAAGUUCUGACGGCCGGUCUUCUUCCUCGGCUACAUCAGACACUGCCACCUCUACUCAGAGGCCACUUAGGAACCUUGUGUCCUAUUUAAAGCAAAAGCAGGCAGCCGGGGUGAUAAGCCUCCCUGUGGGGGGCAACAAAGACAAGGAAAACACCGGGGUUCUUCAUGCCUUCCCACCCUGUGAGUUCUCCCAGCAGUUCCUGGAUUCCCCUGCCAAGGCACUGGCCAAAUCUGAAGAAGAUUACCUGGUCAUGAUCAUUGUCCGUGCAAAACUGGUGAACAGCGGAUGAAGAUAUGGAAUUCAAAGCUCUAAUGGACCUUUUUGAAGAGAAGUUGUGGCUUAUGUGGAUUUUACAUGGGCCUCUGAUGGAAGAAAGCUAAUCUGUUUAGUAUUUGUGCAUUUUACUAAAAUGGCAGCUUAAAGUUGUGUAUCUGCUAUUGUGAUGCCAAUGCCGGUGUUUUAAGUGGAAAAAAAAUGACCUCUUUGCUUUGUGCUGUGUACACAAGAUUCUGGAAAGUAAAGAAAAACCCUUUUUAUGGCUCACACAGCUUAAAAGUAGCUGUCACUCAAACGUGCGCUCACAGUUGAGCUGCUUUUGUUUUAUUCUAAAUAAAUUGUUUCUUUUGAGGAAAA
This is a messenger RNA of Nycticebus coucang (slow loris), 3668 nucleotides long. RefSeq names its product RNA binding motif protein 15 (gene RBM15). Gene Ontology annotation, biological process: regulation of alternative mRNA splicing, via spliceosome. The coding region runs from base 436 to 3324 and encodes 962 amino acids. The transcript is spliced from 2 exons. Gene Ontology annotation, molecular function: mRNA binding. The record is from RefSeq and is a predicted model, not a curated record. Gene Ontology annotation, cellular component: nucleus. NCBI's taxonomy places the organism in Eukaryota, Metazoa, Chordata, Mammalia, Primates, Lorisidae.